Messenger RNA from Scylla paramamosain (green mud crab), 399 nucleotides. RefSeq names its product chaperone protein DnaJ-like. The transcript has 2 exons. The coding region runs from base 1 to 399 and encodes 132 amino acids. Lineage: Eukaryota; Metazoa; Arthropoda; Malacostraca; Decapoda; Portunidae. Gene Ontology annotation, molecular function: protein folding chaperone; protein-folding chaperone binding. The record is from RefSeq and is a predicted model, not a curated record. Gene Ontology annotation, cellular component: cytoplasm; nucleus.
AUGAACACAGCCGCAGGUAACCUGUACCACGUGUUGGGCGUGGCGAUGGACGCCAGCAGGGAGGCCAUACGGAAGCAGUUCCGCCGCCUGGCCCUCGCCACGCACCCUGACAAGAACCGCCACGACGUGCAGGGCGCCACGCUGCGGUUCCAGCUGCUGCAGCGAGCCGCGGACACUCUCUCAGAUCCUGAGAAGAGAGCCCUGUACGACACCCAGCUCCGCAGCCACGCACGCCGCCCACGCCGCCCACGUCGGCCCCGCCAGCCACGCCAGCCUCACCCAGGGGCCCCACGGGAAGGUGAACAUUGGCAGGUACUGGGGACGUUUUCUUUUUCUAGAACCUGGUCAUUGUACAAGGUGCAGGUAUCGGGCACACCUGUCUACUGUUACCUGUACUAG